AUGGGGAACCAUAGGCUGUGUUCAAAUGCCAGUAUCUUAUUAGCACAGUGGGAAGUGAGCACAGGCUCGUGCAAGACUGAAGUUUUAAGUGUCCUUCCACCGUCGGAGAAGAUGGAUGGGACGGAAAGAAAGGCAGGCCCAGGAGGACCUGGGUUAGAAGGGUUGACAGGAGGAAGGCACAUGUCGAGUGUUGCCUGUGAGUUGAACAGGAAAGGGGUGGAGGGAAGGAUGGUAGGGGGCCUUGGCAGCAGGAGAGGUGCUUUAGUGAACAGCUCUACAAGACUGGCUACAGAUCAUCCAGAUGUGCUGACUGUGCAGCUGCAGCUGGAGAGCCGAGAACUGAUCCUAAGUCUGGAAAGGAACGAGGGACUCAUUGCCAAUGGCUUCAUGGAGACCCAUUAUCUGCAAGAUGGCACUGACGUCUCCUCCACUCGAAACUACACGGAUCACUGUUACUACCAUGGACAUGUGCAAGGAGAUGCUGCCUCAGUGGUCAGCCUCAGUACUUGCUCAGGUCUCAGGGGGCUUAUCGUGUUUGAAAAUAAGACCUACAUCUUAGAGCCGAUGAAGAACACCACCGACAGAUACAAACUCGUCCCAGCUGAGAACAUGAAGAGCAUCCAGGGCUUGUGUGGGUCACAUCAUAACCAUUCCAGCCUCACCAUGGAAGCUGUCUCCCCUGAACCCUCUCAAAUGUGGUCAAGAAGGCAUAAAAGAGAGACCCUUAAAAUGACCAAGUAUGUGGAGCUGGUUAUUGUGGCAGACAACCGAGAGUUUCAGAGGCAAGGAAAAGAUCUGGAGAAAGUCAAGCAGCGGUUAAUAGAAAUCGCUAAUCACGUUGACAAGUUUUACAGACCCCUGAACAUCCGGAUCGUGCUGGUUGGGGUGGAAGUGUGGAAUGAUAUCGACAAAUGCUCUAUAAGCCAGGACCCAUUCACCAGUCUCCACGAAUUUCUGGACUGGAGGAAGAUAAAGCUUCUACCUCGCAAAUCCCACGACAACGCCCAGCUUAUCAGUGGGGUUUAUUUCCAAGGAACCACCAUCGGCAUGGCGCCCAUCAUGAGCAUGUGCACCGCAGAGCAGUCUGGGGGCGUCGUCAUGGAUCAUUCAGACAGCCCCCUUGGCGCUGCCGUGACCUUGGCACAUGAGCUGGGCCACAAUUUCGGAAUGAACCAUGACACACUGGAGAGGGGCUGUAGCUGCAGAAUGGCGGCCGACAAAGGAGGCUGCAUCAUGAACCCUUCCACCGGGUUCCCGUUCCCCAUGGUGUUCAGCAGCUGUAGCAGGAAGGACCUGGAGGCUAGCCUGGAGAAGGGGAUGGGGAUGUGCCUCUUCAACCUGCCAGAGGUCAAGCAGGCCUUUGGGGGCCGGAAGUGUGGAAAUGGCUACGUGGAAGAGGGCGAAGAGUGUGACUGUGGGGAACCAGAGGAAUGUACCAAUCGCUGCUGUAACGCCAGCACCUGCACUCUGAAGCCGGACGCUGUCUGCGCACAUGGGCAGUGCUGCGAGGACUGCCAGCUGAAGCCUCCAGGAACUGCAUGCAGACCCUCCAGCAAUUCCUGUGACCUCCCAGAAUUCUGUACAGGGACUGCCCCGCACUGCCCAGCCAAUGUGUACCUUCAUGAUGGGCACCCGUGUCAGGGAGUGGAUGGUUACUGCUACAAUGGCAUCUGUCAGACCCACGAGCAACAGUGUGUCACACUCUGGGGACCAGGUGCUAAACCAGCCCCUGGCAUCUGCUUCGAGAGAGUCAACUCCGCAGGGGAUCCUUAUGGCAACUGUGGCAAAGACUCCAGGAGCGCCUUCGUCAAAUGCGAGAUGAGAGAUGCCAAGUGUGGAAAAAUCCAGUGUCAAGGUGGCGCCAGUCGACCAGUCAUUGGUACCAAUGCCGUUUCCAUAGAAACAAAUAUCCCACAGCAGGAAGGAGGUCGGAUUCUGUGCCGGGGGACCCAUGUGUACUUGGGCGAUGACAUGCCAGACCCAGGGCUUGUGCUUUCAGGAACAAAGUGUGCAGAAGGAAAAAUCUGCCUCAAUCGUCGAUGUCAGAAUGUCAGCGUCUUUGGGGUUCACAAGUGUACAAUGCAGUGCCAUGGCCGAGGGGUGUGUAACAACAGGAAGAAUUGCCACUGUGAGGCCCACUGGGCCCCUCCCUUCUGUGACAAGUUUGGUUUUGGAGGAAGCACAGAUAGUGGGCCCAUCCGGCAAGCAGAUAACCAGGGCUUGACUGUAGGGAUCCUGGUGAGCAUCCUGUGUCUGCUGGCCGCUGGAUUUGUGGUGUAUCUCAAAAGGAAGACCUUGAUGCGGCUGCUGUUUACACAUAAGAAAACCACCAUAGAAAAGCUGAGGUGUGUGCACCCUUCUCGGACACCCAGUGGUUCUCAACUUGGCCAGGGUCACCCCACCCUUGGAAAAGGCCUGCUGAUGAGCCGGCCACCACAUCCCAACACCCCCAAGGACAGGCCGUCACUGCAAAGCCAGAAGAUUGACAUCAGCAGGCCCCUCAACACUCGAGCCAUCCCUCAUCCCCAGUCACCUCGGCGAGUGCUCCCACCUCUCCACCAGGCCCCACGUGCACCUAGCGGCCCUGCCAGGCCCCUGCCUGCCAAUCCUGCACUCAGGCAGGCCCAGGGCACCCACAAACCCAGCCCUCCUCAGAAGCCUCUGCCUGCUGAUCCAUUGAGCAGGGCAUCUCGGCUCACUAGUGCCUUGGUGAGGACCCCAGGGCAGAAAGAGCCUGGGUUCCGCCCAGCCCCAAACAGGUUUGCUGGGGACAUUGACAACAUGGAAAUCAGCAAAUGCUGCAGCUCAACCUCUUCCUCGGGAGAGUUUGAUUUAAAGGACGUUGGAACUACGCUCUCUUCUGCCAUCUCCCCGGUGGCUACCAAGGGUGCCAGUGGUGCCCUCACAGCUGAGCGCUGCUGGCUGCUUGUUUUCUAG
Messenger RNA from Arvicola amphibius (Eurasian water vole), 2937 nucleotides. RefSeq names its product ADAM metallopeptidase domain 12 (gene Adam12). Lineage: Eukaryota; Metazoa; Chordata; Mammalia; Rodentia; Cricetidae. The transcript is spliced from 23 exons. The coding region runs from base 1 to 2937 and encodes 978 amino acids. Gene Ontology annotation, molecular function: metalloendopeptidase activity. Gene Ontology annotation, biological process: proteolysis. The record is from RefSeq and is a predicted model, not a curated record.